AUGCUGCCUUUCCUCUUCCAUCAAGCGCAAGUCGCUCCCGCGCCUCACUUCGAGGAGUUUCCGAAGCACUGGGAGCCUCCACCUCAGCCUUUGGUCGACGAUCAGAGGUGGAGAGAGUGGUACGUCCGCAUGUCGGUGUUCAUUCAGCGGCUGAAGGGCAAAUAUCCUUGUGGACUUGCAGCAGAGCGACAGUGGCGGAGCGUCGGGACGACAUGGUCUAACCAGGUGCUUGUCGAAAUUCGCCGGGGAUCGGCGACCCUCCAAGGCGUCAGCGACAACCUCUGUCAAGAAUACAAGCUGCAUGGGGGGCAGGCGGCAGAGCAGCAGCCUUCUUGCCAGCCCCCGCAACACACAUGGGCUACUCAGCCACCCAAGAGAAGUGCAAGUGCCAUCAGGUCGAGUAGCAAAACCGUGGAUCAUCCCAUUUCUGCUUCCCCUUCCUCCCCUUCCCACCCCGGCAAUCUGCCCAAGAAGCGGCGAUUCGAUCAGAGGGGAGUACAGGGAGGGAAAAGGGGUGAUAACGUGGGCAGCGGUGAUACGGCACAGACGGGUGGCCAAGUCAUGGAUCCAGAGGCCAUGUUCAACGAGUGGAAGGCUCGAUUCAAAAAGGUCAGAAAGCAAGAGUCCACGUAAGAUUGUGUUUGGCCAGUUCUUGUUGACUUUGCUCCUUGCAUGUCUGUGCGUGCAGAGUGUGGAUGAGGCGUAUGCGGGUGUGAAGCGCAGGCAAAUGCAGAAUAAACUCGACUACUGGCUGAAACCAAAGGAGGAAUACUGGUAGGAGAAACAAAUGUGCGCCUGUGCCAGUCACUACUACGAGCGAUUUCUUUCUUUGCUCCCGGUUGGGCAGGAAGUCACUUGGGGAGUUGACAUCACUCGACUGGUCCGUCAUCCCCUUUCCUCCGCUGUCAGAGAUGGAGAAGGUGCAGCUCGGGAGGCGCAGUUCAGAGGACGACUGGGGAGAGCUAGACAGACAUCGCAAGCAAGUCAUGAACAAACCCACUCCCGGCGUGCAUGUGCAGCAUGGCGGUGACGACAUCGUACCAGGUAAGGGUGGCUCAGGGAAAGCGUCGCGCUCUCGGUCCCCUCGCAGUCGAUCGCUGUCGGAGACCUCGGAGGAAGGGGGGAAAAGUGGCAGAAAAAAGUCGCGACCCGGGUGAGAAAGUAAAGGCAAGAGAACAUGUCAUCACCCACCAUACGAUGAGGAUGUAUGUGAUGCAGGGACGACGAGUACAGUCCUGUGUCCCUCUCCUCGAACGGGAGCCCUUCCCGAGAUGACCGCCCUCCACUGGUGAUGAAGCGGCGGGCCCAGCACAAGGAGUAUGCUGCUGAUUUUAUCCCGUUGCCGAGGGCUGGCGCGAAAGUACCAUGGCGAGCGAAUAACAUAAGGUGGGUACAGGGGAGCCCACGCAUCAGAUCUAUCUAUCUGCUCUCCUUCCUGCAGGGGUGAGGCUUCUGACGGAGACGAUGAGAGUGCCCCAAUGGCCCGAAUCACACCCAAAAGCAAGCCGAAAAAGACCAAACACAAGGGCGUUUACGCACACGUGGUAACAACAGUGAAAGAACACACUUGUCUUUCGUAUCCUUCAGUCACACCGUGAUUGUUUGGUUCUCCUUCCUUUGAUGCAGUGGCGUGGAGUCAUCCAUGCUAAGGAACAUGGUCGACCGCUGACUGGCGAGGAGGGGAAGCGACGUCACGAACGGGCACGUCGAUUCGCAGAAGACCAAGACGCACAGCACAAAGAUAAAGUGAGACCGAAUGAGGACCAACGCGCUUUCUACCUGCAUUUGACGUUGUGGGUGUUUGUGCGUCUUCAGAGCGAUGCACCGAAUGUCUUGAAUCUGGCUCCCACCUGGGAGCAGCGUGACCGCUAUGGCAAGAUAGCAGGGGAGAUCAUUGCACAGCAGGGCAAGGACCUGAAGCAAGGGGAGCAUUUCAAAAUCAUGACGCAAAUACUCAAGUGCAAGGUAUGCAUGUCGAUCGAUAGCCAGAAGAUGGCUUAUAUGUGUCCUCUCAGGGUAGCAGCCAGGCGGUCGAGAAGCCCUAUUUGCGCUUGACAGGUGCCCCUGAGCCCCAGAAUGUCCGCCCUCAGAGCGUUCUGGAGACGGCACUGCCUCACGUGCUCGAGAAGUACAAGAACGACUGGCACAAAUUGAAUGACCAACUCAGGUGCGCUGCGACAGGUGAAUGCGUAUGAGUGGAAAGGAUCGUUGGUUGGGUGCGCGCGCGUCUGUGUGUCUUUCUAGAGCACAGCGUCAGGACCUGAAGGUUCAGGGCAUCGAAUCACCAUUCGCAAUAUGUGUAAGUGUAUGUAUGCAUAAAUGUCGUGCGUUACAUGAGCUUCACUAUAUGUGAAUUCCACGACUUCCUCAGCUGUACGAGACUCAUGCUCGACUGUGUCUCAAGAAUGGUGAUUUGGGACAAUUCAAUCAAUGCCAGACGCAACUGAGUCAGCUGUACACGAAGAGGAAUAUCAACCAGUCCAACUCCCACCCAGUAAAGAGGCAAACACAUAGCUCACUCGCCUCGUAGUGCUGAGCGUCUGCUGACUGACAGUUGGUGUUUUUGGUACCCCUUCUUUGUGGUUAGGCUGAGUUCUGCUGCUAUUUGUUGUUGUAUCUGGCGCACAUGGAACAUGACGUUCCGCUGGUCAAGAUGCUCGGUAAGCAAGCGCUGCUCCUAGGGUUUGGCCUAAUUUUGUGCGUAUUGGGUCUAGCUUCUAUUCCGGGUGAGUAUUACGAUGACGAUGGCAUCAAGUUUGCUCGAUCGAUGGUGUCAACUCUAAAGUACAUGAAGUCAGACGCGGGCAACUUUGUGAAGUACUUUAAAUUGGCCAGAAAUGUGAGCACAAGGCACUACAGAUGGAUGGGUGAGCACUCUCCUCAUGUCUGGAUGUAUGUUAUGUAAUGGGCCGACCAGGCUCCCUACGAUGUGCCCGAUUUGUUGGCGAUAUUUGCUCCCUCGCGCAGACUGAAGGCACUGACAUUCCUCACCAAGUAGGGGCCCGAUAAGAGGCUGAGCAAGUGGAUUAUUUGUGUAUCCACGUGUAUUGCAGAUCCUUCAAGCUGAUUAGGAUUGACGUCCUCACCCGCCUGCUCAACUUCCAGUCGGAUGAAGAAUGCGUACAAUUCGUACGGUAAGCAGUGCAUUCAUACAGCAUCACAAUAACCUCCGGGCCUCUCUUGUCUUCCUCUCGUCGCUGAUUCCCAGAUCUUAUGACGCCAAGGUCGAGUCUUCCUGUUCUGGGCCGCGUCUUGAUUGCAAGAACUCCCAUGAGGCCCUGAAAAGGGCCGCACUGCGACCACCACAGGUUCGCGCCGCAAUGGGCUGA
Molecule: messenger RNA, 3329 nt
Organism: Vitrella brassicaformis
Lineage: Eukaryota; Vitrellaceae
Source: the annotation of a GenBank genome assembly